AUGUCGGACACUCCAGCCACGAAGCAGGUCGAGACACCGGCCACGAAUGGAGGAGACUAUGGAACGAUUCACGAGGAUGGCGAUACCCACUCGACCAAGAACACAGUCCACCAGCGACUGCGGGCGAACAGCUCGAUCAUGCAGCUGAAGAAGAUCUUGGUCGCCAACCGAGGCGAGAUCCCUAUCCGUAUCUUCCGUACCGCACACGAGCUGUCGCUGCAGACAGUCGCAGUCUUCAGCUAUGAGGACCGCCUAUCUAUGCACAGGCAGAAGGCAGACGAGGCGUACCUGAUCGGCAAGAGAGGACAGUACCGGCCAGUCGAGGCAUAUCUGGCUGGCGAGGAGAUUAUCAAGAUCGCACUCGCACAUGAUGUUCAGCUCGUGCAUCCAGGCUAUGGGUUCUUGAGUGAGAACUACGAGUUCGCGAAGAAGGUCGAGGCAGCAGGGCUCAUAUGGGUGGGACCAGAUCCCGAGACUAUCAACGCCCUCGGUGACAAGGUCUCGGCUCGUAAGCUAGCCAAGAAGUGUGAGGUCCCCUGCGUACCAGGAACUGAAGGGCCCGUGGAGCGUUUCGAGGACGUGAAGGGAUUCACAGAUGAGUACGGCUUCCCAGUUAUCAUCAAGGCAGCCUUCGGUGGUGGUGGACGUGGCAUGCGUGUCGUCUGGAAGCAAGAGGAGCUUAAGGAUGCCUUCGAACGAGCCACAUCCGAGGCCAAGUCAGCCUUCGGCAACGGCACCGUCUUCGUCGAGCGCUUCCUGUACCGGCCCAAGCAUAUCGAGGUCCAGCUUCUGGGUGACAACCAUGGCAACGUUGUCCACUUAUACGAGCGUGAUUGUUCCGUGCAGCGAAGACAUCAGAAGGUCGUAGAGCUGGCGCCCGCCAAGGACCUGCCACAGCAGACUCGCGAUAACAUUCUCAACGACGCUGUCAAGCUGGCCAAGUCUGUCAACUACCGCAAUGCUGGUACUGCGGAGUUCUUGGUUGAUCAAGAGGGCCGUUACUAUUUUAUCGAGAUCAACCCUCGCAUCCAGGUCGAGCACACGAUUACGGAAGAGAUCACGGGGAUCGACAUUGUCGCCGCUCAGAUCCAGAUCGCAGCCGGCGCGUCCCUCCAGCAGCUUGGCCUUACACAAGAUAGGAUCUCGACUAGAGGCUUUGCUUUCCAGUGCCGCAUCACCACAGAAGAUCCGAGUGAGGGAUUUAAGCCUGAUACUGGCAAGAUUGAAGUAUAUCGCUCGGCGGGUGGCAACGGAGUCCGCCUCGAUGGUGGCAAUGGUUUUGCGGGCGCCAUCAUUACUCCCCACUACGAUUCCAUGUUGGUCAAGUGCAGCUGCCAUGGCUCCACAUACGAGAUUGUGCGAAGAAAGAUGCUCCGUGCUCUCGUCGAGUUCCGCAUUCGUGGUGUCAAGACGAACAUUCCUUUCCUGGCGUCUUUGCUAACGCAUCCCACAUUUAUCGAUGGCAACUGCUGGACGACGUUCAUCGACGACACACCCGAGCUGUUCUCGCUCAUCGGUAGCCAGAAUCGAGCUCAGAAGCUACUUGCCUACCUUGGAGACCUCGCAGUCAAUGGCAGUCAGAUCAAGGGCCAGAUUGGGGACUCCAAAUUCAAGGGCGAUGUGCUCAUGCCAACACUCACCGACCCAUCGACCGGUAAAGAGCUUGACAUCUCCCAGCCAUGCAAGACAGGCUGGAGGAACGUGAUCACAGAGCAAGGCCCAGAAGCCUUUGCCAAGGCCGUGCGUAAGAACAAGGGCUGCUUGAUCAUGGACACUACAUGGCGUGACGCCCACCAGUCUCUGCUCGCUACAAGAGUACGAACAGUCGACCUCUGCAACAUUGCCAAGGAGACCAGCCACGCUCUGAGCAAUGCUUGGGCUUUGGAGUGCUGGGGUGGUGCCACUUUCGACGUGGCUAUGCGAUUCUUGUAUGAGGACCCAUGGGACCGACUCCGCAAGAUGCGCAAGCUUGUACCGAACAUCCCUUUCCAGAUGCUCCUCCGUGGCGCCAAUGGUGUGGCUUACUCGUCGCUGCCUGAUAAUGCUAUCUACCACUUCUGCGACCAAGCCAAGAAGAACGGUAUGGACAUCUUCCGCGUCUUCGAUGCGCUCAACGAUGUAGAGCAGCUCGAAGUCGGCAUUAAGGCUGUCCUCAAGGCGGGCGGCAUUUGUGAGGGCACAGUGUGCUACUCAGGCGACAUGCUGAACCCGAAGAAGAAAUACAACCUCGAGUACUACAUGGGUGUGGUCGACAAGAUCGUGGGCAUGGGAGCCCACGUGCUCGGCUUAAAAGAUAUGGCCGGCGUCCUGAAACCGAAGGCUGCAAGGCUUCUUGUUGGUACGAUCCGCGAGAAAUACCCCGAGCUGCCGAUUCAUGUGCACACUCACGACUCUGCGGGCACUGGCGUUGCUUCCAUGGUCGCUUGUGCUGAGGCUGGUGCCGAUGCUGUCGAUGCCGCCACAGAUAGUCUGUCGGGCAUGACCUCCCAGCCCAGCAUUGGAGCAAUUCUGGCUUCGCUUGAGGGGAGUGAACAUGAUCCAAACCUCGAUCAUCACAAUGUCCGCCAGCUCGACCAAUACUGGGCUCAGGUCCGACAAAUCUACUCGCCCUUCGAAGCCGGCCUCACAGGUCCAGAUCCAGAAGUCUACGAGCACGAAAUCCCUGGUGGCCAACUCACCAACCUCAUCUUUCAGGCUUCGCAGCAAGGCCUCGGCGCACAGUGGGCACAGACUAAGAAAGCUUACGAACAGGCCAAUGACCUCCUCGGCGACAUCGUCAAAGUCACACCCACCUCAAAAGUGGUCGGCGAUCUGGCCCAAUUCAUGGUCUCGAACAAUCUCACCUACCAAGAAACCAUCGACAAAGCCGACCAGCUCGACUUCCCAUCCUCCGUUCUCGAGUUUUUCGAAGGCCUUAUGGGUCAGCCCUACGGAGGCUUCCCUGAGCCCCUCCGCUCCAAAGCCCUCCGUGACCGCCGCAAGAUGGACAAGCGCCCUGGUCUCUACCUCGAUCCUCUCAACUUUGACGCCAUCCGUAAAAAGCUCAAGGAGCAGUUCGGUGGCUGCAGCGAGACAGAUGUGGCCAGUUACGCCAUGUACCCCAAGGUCUUCGAGGACUACAAGAAUUUCACGCAGAAGUAUGGCGAUUUGUCAGUUCUGCCGACGAAAUACUUCCUCAAUCGUCCCGAAGUAGGCCAGGAAUUCAGUGUUGAGCUGGAGCGCGGCAAGGUGCUUAUCUUGAAGAUGUUGGCCAUCGGCCCUCUCAGCGAGCAGACUGGUCAGAGGGAGGUGUUCUAUGAGAUGAACGGCGAGGUGAGACAGGUUACCGUGGAUGACAACAAAGCGGCCAUCGAGAACAAGAGCCGCGUGAAGGCGGAUGCUAGCGAUGGAUCUCAAGUCGGUUCGCCAAUGAGUGGUGUGGUUGUUGAGGUCCGAGUCAAGGAUGGUGGCGAGGUCAGCAAAGGUGAUCCUAUUGCUGUGCUCAGUGCUAUGAAGAUGGAAAUGGUUAUCAGUGCGCCACACUCCGGUAAGAUUGGCAGUCUCAGCGUCAAGGAGGGUGACUCUGUGGACAGCCAGGAUCUCGUGUGCAAGAUAGUCAAGUAA
Messenger RNA from Recurvomyces mirabilis, 3603 nucleotides. It is a transcript of the gene PYC1, whose product is annotated as pyruvate carboxylase. Gene Ontology annotation, cellular component: cytoplasm. The transcript has 12 exons. NCBI's taxonomy places the organism in Eukaryota, Fungi, Ascomycota, Dothideomycetes, Mycosphaerellales, Teratosphaeriaceae. The record is from RefSeq and is a predicted model, not a curated record. Gene Ontology annotation, biological process: pyruvate metabolic process; gluconeogenesis. The coding region runs from base 1 to 3603 and encodes 1200 amino acids. Gene Ontology annotation, molecular function: ATP binding; pyruvate carboxylase activity; metal ion binding.